AUGCUUACUGAAAAAUGCAGUGCUAUACUUCAAAAUAAGCUACCACAAAAACUUGGUAAUCCUGGUAGUUUUACCAUUCCAUGCACUUUGGGAGGUGUAUAUUUUGAAAAGGCACUUUGCGAUUCUGGAGCUUCAAUAAAUUUGAUGCCAUUUUCUAUCUUUAGAAAAUUGGAUCUUGGUGAAAUGAAAGAUAUAGGUGUUUCUCUUCAGUUUGCAGAUCAAAGUACCAAAAAACCUAAGGGAAUAAUUGAAAAUGUGCUUGUAAGAGUAGAUAAGUUUGUGUUCCCUGUAGAUUUUAUAGUGCUUGAAAUGAAAGAAUGUCCUGAUGAACCGAUAAUUUUGGGUAGACCAUUUCUUGCUACAGGAAGAGCAAUCAUAGAUGUUCAUCAAGGUGAUCUUGCAGAUGAAUUCAAAGAUGAUCAAUUAAUUUCAGACUCAAUGGAAAGAUGUUUGACCAAAUCAGGCACCGCACAAGAUGAUGAUCCCACAAUUAGGAGAGAAGCUCAAAUACUGGAAAAAGAUUCUGAGGAUAACGAGAUGCAAUCAGAAGAAGUUCAACCAAAAAUUGAACUCAAAGUUCUUCCUUCUAAUUUAAAAUAUGUUUAUCUUGAGCAAGAAUUAUUUCUAGUAAUUAUUUCAUCUUCCUUGAAGAAGAAAGACUAA
Molecule: messenger RNA, 663 nt
Organism: Nicotiana attenuata
Lineage: Eukaryota; Viridiplantae; Streptophyta; Magnoliopsida; Solanales; Solanaceae
Exons: 2
Coding region: 1-663 (220 amino acids)
Source: RefSeq, a predicted model, not a curated record